AUGGAUAAAGAGAGCACUACAGCAUAUCAACAAGCAAAAACUUUUAAAUCUAAGAAUCCGUUCAUUAUAGUUUUUAUGCAACCAUCAUAUGUCUCUGCUCCAUUCAAUCUGUCCAUAGCGUCGAAGUUUGCUAGGAAGUAUUUCCUUGAGAACGAUGGCAAUCUAGUGCUUCGUGUUCCAGGAAGUGGAUCUUGGUCUGUCAAAUGCACUAUCGGAACAGCAAAUGCUAAAGUUGGUUCUGGUUGGAAGGCAUUCGUGUUAGAAAAUAAGUUAAAAGUUGGAGAUGUUUGUGUAUUUGAAGUGCUUAAGGGACAGCUCUUUGUAGAUGUCAUAAUAUUUCGUGUAGCUGGGAGCACACUUAUGCACGAUAUUGAUAUUGUUGAUGUUGAUAAUCACUUGGCUGCCGUGAAAAUGUUGAAGAUAUAA
This is a messenger RNA of Solanum verrucosum, 426 nucleotides long. RefSeq names its product B3 domain-containing protein REM19-like. The coding region runs from base 1 to 426 and encodes 141 amino acids. The transcript is spliced from 2 exons. NCBI's taxonomy places the organism in Eukaryota, Viridiplantae, Streptophyta, Magnoliopsida, Solanales, Solanaceae. The record is from RefSeq and is a predicted model, not a curated record. Gene Ontology annotation, molecular function: DNA binding.